Molecule: messenger RNA, 2187 nt
Organism: Penicillium nucicola
Lineage: Eukaryota; Fungi; Ascomycota; Eurotiomycetes; Eurotiales; Aspergillaceae
Product: putative disulfide isomerase
Exons: 3
Coding region: 1-2187 (728 amino acids)
Cellular component (GO): endoplasmic reticulum
Molecular function (GO): protein disulfide isomerase activity
Source: RefSeq, a predicted model, not a curated record
AUGAAAUCCUCUUGGUUGGGCUUGUCCCUCCUCUCCCUGUUGGCAGCGCCCACUUUGGGUGCGCCUUCAGAUGCCUCUUCUGGUCUAGAAUCGGGGAACCAUGCCUCGCUUGCUCCACGAGGUGGUCGCGGACUGGACCCAGAGGAACCCUCAGUUUUCAAUGAGGUCGAGGUCCCCCCGUUGACCCAGAUCACCCCCCAGAAUUUCGAGGAGGUCACCAAAGAUGGGAUCUGGAUGAUCAAACAUUACUCUCCAUCUUGCCCCCACUGUCAAACGGCCGCUCCCAUCUACCAGACCCUAUAUGAGUACUACUAUACUUCGAACCCUCUGUUCAUCUCUGCAGCAAAGCCUGAUGAGCCUAAGUCCUUGAACUCUUUCACCGGCUACUACAACUUCCGUUUCGGAUCAAUGAACUGCCUGGCAUACAGCGACUUCUGCUCCAAGUUGAAGGUUGACUACUAUCCUGCCUGGGGAUUCUAUCAAAAUGGCGUUCAACAGGAGCCACCGAUUGGUGCCAAAAAGAUGUCGGAUCUGGCUGAAAUGAUCGAAAAGAGGCUCGAGACGGUCAAGCCUGGAUCUCGGCCUUCGCAGGGCGUCGAGCUACCAAAGAUUGGCGCCAGGGGUAUGGAAAUGACUGCCAAGCCUUUGACCGAGGCAGCCAUUGAGGCAGCAAAGGAAAAGGCCGACGAGAAGCUGAGCGUUACGACCUCCGAAUUGGAAGGCGUCAGCCCUCAGGCCGCCAAGGCCAAGAUUCAAGGACGGCCCGCCAACCCUCAGGGUCUUUCCAUCCCGCUAACUGCGGAGAGCUUCCAAAAACUUGUUACCACUACCCGUGACCCGUGGAUCAUCAAGUUCUACGUCCCAUGGUGCCCUCAUUGUCAGGCUAUGACUCCCAACUGGAACUCGAUGGCCAAGGAGAUGAAGGAUAAGCUCAACGUCGGUGAAGUGAACUGUGAAAUUGAGAAGCGCCUUUGUGAAGAUGCACGAGUGAGCGCCUACCCGACUAUCUACUUCUUCCGUGGUGGCGAGAGGGUUGAAUACACCGGCCUUCGAGGCCUGGGCGAUCUCAUUUCGUAUACCAACAAGGCUGUUGGCGUCGGUUCCAGCAUCCAGGAUGUCGACGCUGCUACAUUCAAGGAGCUGGAGAAGACUGAGGAAGUCUUGUUCCUGUAUUUGUACGAUGACGCGACGACUUCCGAGGACUUUGAGGCUAUGAAUCGUCUGACUCUCAGUCUUGUUGGACACGCUCGCAUUGUCAAGACCAACAGUGCUACUCUGUCAGAGCGUUUCAAGAUUUCUACUUGGCCUCGUCUUUUGGUAGUCCGCGAUGAGCGUCCCAACUACUACAACGCUCUUGCCCCUAAGGACAUGAGAGAUUUCCGCCAAGUCCUCUCCUGGAUGCAAACUGUGUGGCUGCCUAUUGUUCCCGAACUCACUGCAUCCAAUGCUCGGGAGAUCAUGGACGGAAAGUUCGUUGUCCUCGGACUUCUCAGUCGUCGCCGUUCCGAUGACUUCAAGCAGUCCAGGCGUGAAUUGAAGGAGGCUGCUCUCGAGUGGAUGGACAAGCAGGUCCAACUUUUCCGUCUUGAGCGCGCUGAACUUCGUGAUGCCAAGCAACUACGCAUUGAAGAAGCCGAUGAUCGCAAUGACCAGCGCGCACUGCGGGCUGCAAAGAACAUGCGUAUCACCAUCCGCGAGGACGACAAGAAGCCAGUUGCUUUUGCUUGGGUUGAUGGCGAUUUCUGGGAGCGCUGGCUGCGUACUACCUACGGCAUUGAUGUGGAGAGCAGUGAUCGUGUGAUUAUCAACGAUCAGGAUAACCGUCGUUACUGGGAUACCGCGUCGAGUGGUGCCCCCAUUAUGGCCUCAAGAACCUCCAUCCUAGAGACCAUUCCUCUCGUCAUUGCCUCCCCCGCCAAGCUGUCUCCCAAGUCAACCAUUGGCACUUUCGAGACCAUCUUCUUCUUCGCCCGAUCUCUCCUCGGCAGCCACCCCAUCCUCUUCUUCAUCAUUCUAGGCGCUGUGGUGGCGGUAGCCACCUUCUUUGGUCGUGCACGCCUCCGCCGCAGCGCCCCUCGUGGAGGUAUCAUUGGUAAUAAUAACAACAGCAACAACAAUGGCGGCUUCUUCCACCUUGACGGCAAGGAGGGUUUCCUGAACGGAGGUUCGACCGGAAAAGUCGAUUAA